CCUCAUAUUAGCGUUCAGAGUCAGUUUUUGCCCAGGCCCAAAAAUACUGUCUCUGUGGGUAGCUCGCUGGGUUUUGAGUCAGCCUGUGUGUGAGAGAGACUCUUGGGAGGAUGGUUAGGUAAUAUCCGCAGGAUUAAGCAGGGGUAAAGUUGUUUCCUGAACUCUUGGUGCGGUUUAAAGGAUUGUUCAAGCCCGGCCCUGCUGCAAAUUAGACCGGAAAAGGAAGACGGAUGCGGGCGAAGGGAGAAACGCCGAAAGGAAAAUAUCAAGAUAAAUGACAUUCGACCAUGGAAGUGUCGGAGACGCCAGCAUCGCGUAACGAUGAAGAAGUUUAUGGAAAUCUGCAGACCCAGCUAAUCCAGUGCCGAGCCCAGCUGGAACACUGGCAGGGUGUGGCAAGGAUCUGUGAAGUUGGCAAACAGGAGGAGCUGCAGGCUCUGCAAAAUCAAUGUGACCAGGAGAUUCUGUCACUGCAAGAGGCUCUGAGAGAAACUGCUGCUCAGUAUGAAGCCAGAAUAUCAGCCCUUCAGUCAGAGCAAGCGCAGUGGAGGAGAGCCGCUCUGCACCAUGAUAGCAAGGGCAAUGUUAAAAAGGGCAAGGUGGAGGGUACCUCUCCCCCUACUUAUGGACCACAGGGCAACUAUUCUCCCCCACGGGGGGCUGAAUCUGAGGGCUCAGGGUCAGACUCUGAUCAACUGGAAUUGUUGGCAGAGGUGUCGGAUGCAGAGACCACAAGCCUUAUGAUGGACUACUUCCCCCAGCACUGUGACUCUGCCUCCCUCUCAUCCUUUUCUAUGGACACGCCCUCUUUUCCCAGACAUCCGCCCCCUCAGGAUGACACCGCCUCCCUGAUUUCUACAGGAACACUGGUGCCUGAAGCAAUCUACCUGCCACCACCUGGGCACAGACUUGUCACUCAUUCCGACUGGGACAAUCUGCAAGCACAGCUUGUAGAGCUUCAGGAGGAGGUGACAGACCUUAGAAAGCAGAAAGCUGAGCUGGAGAAAGAAUUGGAUGUGCAAAGCACAGAAACCCAAAAGCAGUUGUCAGUGCUUCAGUCUCAGGUGCAAACAUCUGAGGCCGUUCUUCAAGACCUACAGAAAUCUUUUAGCCAAUCCCAAAGUGCUGUUCAGUGCAGAUUGGCAGAACUGUCUUACUCUCAAAAGAGGGUUUGCAAUGAACUCUCUAAGUUGAAAGGCGAAGACACUGAGGUAGAUGAAGGAACAGAAGAUACCCUUCCACCUCUCAAUCCAACAUUACAGGCAGCUCACUGUGAGGAGAGACUUCGUAUUGAAAUAGUGAACUUACAGGAGCAGCUGGAAACGCGCACAGAAGAGAGCGAGAUUUUAGAAGUCAAGCUUGCCAGCCUGAAAGUGGAGAUGGACCGCAUGCAGAACCAUAAAGAAAAGUUGGAGGCUAGGCUGCAUGAGUGUCGUACAGAGCUGCAGGGCCUUCGGGUGGCACUCGCUCACCUUCAGAAAGAGAACAAAACACUCAUUCAGGAGAAGAUGGUGUUACAGCAGCAGAGCUUAGAGUUGCGCAGUCAAGUGAUCAGUCUGCGCUCUCAACUAGACACUAGUCAGACUGUACAGAAGGAUUUUGUGCAGCUCUCACAGGCAUUGCAGGUGAAAUUGGAGCAGAUUCGCCAAGCAGAAACAUUGAACCAAGUCAAGCAAAUUCUAGGGGAGGAGAUUGAAGAAUACUCUGAUUCACCUGCAGAUGCAACAUGAAACAAUAGAAGAACAGGUGACAUUUUGCAGACCAAAGUGAAGAGACUCUCUGAUGGGGUGGACUGCCCACAUUAAAAACAUAAACAAAAAAAAAACUACAUUGAACAAUACAGGCAGUUCUGCUUUAAUGGGUCAAAAAUGGUUCUAAUGAACUCAAACCAUUUAGGCUAAAGUUGAUUCCUUUUGAAUCUGGACCAAGCUUGCUAAUACUUGAAUUUUGUGAAAUGCUAAUACACUGACUACCGUCUAUACUAGACUUAAUGCUACUGCAGUGUAAUUUUUAUCUCCCUGGUAUACUGUUGGCCAAAUCCUUGUUUCCUAAUGUACAUUGACAUAUAUAUUACUCAUUGCAACUGUCACCAGCCAAUUGGAAAGCUAUACUGUAAAGUCAUACUAUAAUGAUUUGUGCAUUGAAAUAAUGGGCAAAAUGAAAGGGCCAUGAUUUUAUUAUGAAGUAAUUAUUACGUUAAUGAGAUUAUAAAGCACUAAAUGUGUUUUAAUAGGACUAAUACAUGUUUUAAAUUCAUGUAAAUGUAUCAUAAUGAUGUUAAC
This is a messenger RNA of Xyrauchen texanus (razorback sucker), 2282 nucleotides long. RefSeq names its product rab GTPase-binding effector protein 2-like. The transcript has 13 exons. Gene Ontology annotation, molecular function: GTPase activator activity; growth factor activity. Gene Ontology annotation, biological process: endocytosis. The record is from RefSeq and is a predicted model, not a curated record. NCBI's taxonomy places the organism in Eukaryota, Metazoa, Chordata, Actinopteri, Cypriniformes, Catostomidae. Bases 288 to 1730 code for a protein of 480 amino acids. Gene Ontology annotation, cellular component: intracellular membrane-bounded organelle.